Messenger RNA from Coniophora puteana RWD-64-598 SS2, 735 nucleotides. Its product is annotated as glutathione S-transferase C-terminal-like protein. NCBI's taxonomy places the organism in Eukaryota, Fungi, Basidiomycota, Agaricomycetes, Boletales, Coniophoraceae. Gene Ontology annotation, cellular component: cytoplasm. The transcript has 5 exons. The record is from RefSeq and is a predicted model, not a curated record. Bases 1 to 735 code for a protein of 244 amino acids.
AUGCCUGAGCAACUCACUCACUACGGAAGCAAGAUCAGCGUAUUCGCGCAAAGAACGGCCAUAGCUCUCCGUGAGGUCAACGCCGAGUAUACCGACUGCGAUGUCGACUUUGACAAUAAGCCUGACUGGUUCUUCCGCGCAAGCCCGGUGACCACGCUGGUCCCUGUGAUCGCUUAUGGAGGACCAGUUGCCCCACCCGAGCAGCCUUCCGCAGAGUCGGCCAAGAUCAGCGAGUCGGCCGUUAUACUCGAGUUCAUCGCUGAGCUCUUCCCGUCCGCCGCCGGGCUUCUGCCCAAGGAUCCCGUGAAGCGCGCCGCCGCACGCCUUUUCGUCAAGCUGCUCGAUACGAAGCUUGUGCCGCCCCAGUUCGCGUGGAUGCAAGACGGCGCGCCGCCGGAUGAGAUAUUCGAGGUGCUGCAGACGCUGCAGACGCUGCUUCCCGAGGAUGGGCAGGGUAAGUAUGCGGUUGGAGACGAGUUCACGAUCGCGGAUGCGGCGCUUGCCCCGAUGUGGGCGCGCAUCCGGCUCAUCGUAGGCAAGGGUAUCGGGGCGAAGGAGUGGGGCAGGGAGGAGCACAUUGCCGCUGCGAGUCGCGCGCUGGAAAGCCCCGAGUUGGCGAGGUUCGUCGCCUACGCGGAUCGCCUUCUGGAGCGCCCGAGUGUCAAGGCGACUUGGUAUGAGGACCUUAACGUUGUAUAUUGGUCCAAGAAGGCUGCGGCUCAUGCCCACGAGUAA